Molecule: messenger RNA, 462 nt
Organism: Linum tenue
Lineage: Eukaryota; Viridiplantae; Streptophyta; Magnoliopsida; Malpighiales; Linaceae
Source: the annotation of a GenBank genome assembly
UUGAGCAGCUACGGGACGGUGAAACUGGUGAUAUCGGAUGGGAAGCUCAAGUUCGAGACUCGCGAGGUUGAAAUUGCUGACCAAAAAAAGAUUGCAAAGGAAGAGGGAAAAGCUGCUAAUAGGAAACACCCUCGUUCCCUCAAUGUGAAGAGGGACAGGAAGAGAGAUUUGCUGAUGCAGAAGAGAGAAUCAAGUACAAGCUUAAGCGGGUACGAAGUCCCCAAGGCUCAAGGUCCUGAGGUCAGACCACAUAAGCUCACCGGCGAAGAACGGUUUUUCCUGAAGAAAGUGGCUCAGAAGAAGUCGAAUUACGUACCCAUUGCCCGGAGAGGAGUGUUCGGAGGUGUUAUUCUCAAUAUGCAUAUGCAUUGGAAGAAGCAUGAGACUGUGAAGGUUAUUUGCAAGCCGUGCAAACCUGGUCAGGACAGGUUCAUGAGUUUGCUCAGGAGAUUGCAAGACUGA